UCACGGUCUGAAAUGUAAUGUGUUUGAAAAAAUAUACUGUACCCAAUUAAAUGAUAUCGAUGAUUUUACUGAUUUUGUCCGAUACGCGUAUCGCCGAAAUGCAUAUGUUGCAGUUUUGCCUCAAGGAAAAUUAAUGUUGUAAAUAAAAUGAAAAAUGGGGACUAAGAUUAAGAAAAAUUUAAGGCAUAGAAUAUGCACAGAAGAUUAUUAGUUUAAUGAAAUAAGUGAGUUUAACUAAGGUCAAGUACUAUGACAAUGCGCCAAUGUAAAGUAGUUCUAUUUAACAGUUAAUUACUACCUUAUCACAUAGAGCUCUGGAUAAUCAUGUAUUUACCUAGUUUUGCACGGUAACAAAAUGUGUCUUCGCUUUUUAAAGAAAAGAUCAGGAUUUCUCAUUGGUUUUGCGAUUGGCUUUGCUCUUCCAUUGUUAUUUAUCCUAUGGAAAAGAAUAUUUGUGACUUAUUUGACAUAUGAUCAAGAAUCAUGGGAGCCUGAGUAUCACUUGAAUAAGAAGCCACACCAUAAAGAAAUUAUUUUGCAACUUUGGAAGAAGCAGAAGAGGACACACGACUAUUUUAACAAUGUUACAUAUGAUGCUUGGCUGGGCGAACAAAAUUUAAGAUCAUACAAAAUCGAUCUGGAUAAGCAUCUAUAUGGUCCACAAGAAAGAGAUGAUGCGAAAGAAAGCAUCAAUCUGGAAUGGAAUUGGUUGUCGGAACAAAUUUCCAUUACAUGCGUGGUUUUCAUAGAGAAACUUAAAUUAGGAAAAUCAAUUCAAGCUACAUGGGGCGAGCGCUGUAACAAUAUAUACUUCUUCGGACACCGUCUGAAAAACACAGAAUUGCCUGUUAUAAAUGUAGGUGCAGAGAUCACAUCUUCAUGGCAGCUGCUGUGCGAAGCUAUGAGUUAUAUUUGGAACGACAGAGCAGCGGAUAAAUUGAAGUGGGUUAUUUUUGUGAAAGAUGAUACUAUGGUCAUACCAGAGAAUUUGCGCUAUAUGGUUGCUCCUUUAAACCAUGAAGAUGAUUAUUACUUGGGUCAUCCGAUAAUUAUGUGGGGUCAUCCUUACAAUGUUGCUCAAGCUGGAUAUGUUCUUAGCAGAGGAACAUUGGCUAAGGUAGUAAAGAUGUUCGAUUCUUCAGAAAAAUGUGCCGCAGGUGGAAGGUUUUGGAAGAAGGAAGAUUAUUACCUUGGGAAACAUUUGUUUUCCUUAGGCAUACAUCCAUCCGAUACCAGAGAUCAGUACUUAAGAGGUACUUUCCACGGUUACUCUUUACAAGUUCUCUUGUGGGGUGUCAACAGACCAGGCAGCUAUUGGACACGUGCCAUGUAUCCGACGAAAAGAACAUACUGCUCGCCGGUAUCUGUAACUUUCAGCGCCAGUGAACCCGAUAAAAUGCACACGCUGAAUUUUUUACUGUAUCAUUUGCGUGUAUUUAUGAACGAAGGCAAAUUCGGUAGUAUACCUGCUAAAGCUCUGAUAUCUGAAGACGAUGUGUGGAAAAUUGCGCUGGAGGAAGAAUUUAACAUCACGCAUUUGGACGAUAUUACGAGUGAUGUUUAUUACAAAAUAUGGCAUUCCAAAUAUUCCGAGCCGGGACAAUUGAAAAUUACUAAAGAUUACCGAAUUACAUUAGACUGCUUACUGGCGAGCUAUAAAAAGGGGAACAAAUUGGACAGUUGCCCGACGGAAAGUGUCAUCAGCAAUAGAAAAACUUAAGUAGAUUAUUGAAACGUUAGAAAAGUUAACAGUUUGAUCAAUGCCGAGUUAUCUCAAUAUACAGCUAAUAUAUUCAGUUCUUCCUGUAGCAAUGUGAUUAUUUACGCGUUUAAGUCGAAUUUACACAAUGUCGACAGAUAAAUAAAUUUAUUAAUAAAAUUAGUAAAUUUA
Messenger RNA from Dinoponera quadriceps, 1891 nucleotides. Its product is annotated as glycoprotein-N-acetylgalactosamine 3-beta-galactosyltransferase 1-like. The record is from RefSeq and is a predicted model, not a curated record. Bases 356 to 1720 code for a protein of 454 amino acids. The transcript is spliced from 4 exons. Gene Ontology annotation, molecular function: N-acetylgalactosaminide beta-1,3-galactosyltransferase activity. Gene Ontology annotation, cellular component: membrane. Lineage: Eukaryota; Metazoa; Arthropoda; Insecta; Hymenoptera; Formicidae.